CUUUCUGAACAGACAUAAAAGGAGCGAAAACACUGUCAUUUCAUUCUGUUCCUACACAUGAUGGAUCUGCGCAUCUCUGUUGUUGUUCUUGUCAUUUUUCUCACUGGAGGAUACUCUCUCAAGUGUUACAAAUGUGAGCCUGAUGCGAAGGGUGUCUGUGAAACCAAAGAGGAGACAUGUGGAUCUGGAUUUACAGAAUGUGCAAUCUACACGACAGAAGUAACCAUUGAUUCCACUAAGAAAACUGUCCAAGCUAAAGGGUGUGAUAAAAAAUGUACACCUGGGACCGCUGAAGGGAUAGUAACCCACUGCUGUAAGACUGAUCUCUGCAAUGCAGCAGGUCAAACUGGAGAAACUAAAAAAGCCAGAUAAUGCAGCAGACGGUGUGUAUAAUGGAAGCUUCCUCCUGCUGUUGUCUUCUCUGCUCUCCUACUUCCUGAUUCAGUGAAUCCUGCUGCACUUCAGAUUCUACAGCUGCAGGUGUUUCUACUCUUAAAUAAAUGAAUAAAACUUGUCAGUCACGAAAAUGUGUUUUCAAUUGUUCUAUCAAGUUUAACUAAUCAAAGUAUUGAAAUCCUUAAAUGCAAACCGUGUGUUUUGCCUCGAGCAACCGUACAUUUGUUGUGUUUUGCUUUCUUUUAUAUAUUCUUAAUUUAUUCUUCAUUCAUUUAUAAUCAUUAAUCUUUUUAUUAUUCCAUUUAAUCAUAUAGCCAUUUAUAUAUUCAAUGUAAUGAUUCAUUAAUUGAUUUGUCAUUUAUAUCAUAUUAUAGUUGUUGUUUUUAUUAUAUAUUUUUUCCAUUGCUGUUUAGUCUUAUGACUGUGUGCUUUCAAGGGCUGUUUGUGUUUGUGAGUAACAGAUACAAGGGCACGUGUUUUGCUGCCUUCCUGUGACUUCUUUGUGGAUUUUAUUAAAGACUUUUGGAUUUUA
This is a messenger RNA of Labeo rohita (rohu), 928 nucleotides long. Its product is annotated as lymphocyte antigen 6B. The coding region runs from base 58 to 372 and encodes 104 amino acids. The record is from RefSeq and is a predicted model, not a curated record. NCBI's taxonomy places the organism in Eukaryota, Metazoa, Chordata, Actinopteri, Cypriniformes, Cyprinidae. The transcript has 5 exons.